GGCUGCAAAUGGCAGACCCCUCCGCUUUAAUUAUUUCCCUCUCGGGGAGUGAAAUGCGACGUGGUCUCUUUAAAAGCCGGGCCCCAGCCGGCGCUCCGACGCGCCGGCGCGGCCAGGUAGGCGGUGCGCAGGCGCCGGCUGGGCUGCCGAGCCGACGCGCAGGAAGGAGACCCCAGCCGGCCCGGUCUGCCGGCCGGGCCAUGCUGCGGUUGCUGCGGAGCGGUGCCGCCGGGGCGCUGCGCCGUCUGGGGCCCGGGAGCCCCGCGUCAGGCCUGGGUCCGCGCCGCCAGGCCUGGCCUCGGGAUAAAGAUAGAGAAAAUGAAAAAGAGAAAAAAUCAGUGAUUUGUGUCGAGGGCAAUAUUGCAAGUGGAAAGACGACAUGCCUGGAGUUCUUUUCCCACACAACUGACAUUGAGGUGUUAACAGAACCUGUGUCCAAAUGGAGAAAUGUCCGUGGCCAUAAUCCUCUGGGUCUGAUGUACCAUGAUGCCCAUCGAUGGGGCCUCACACUGCAGACGUACGUGCAGCUUACCAUGCUGGACCAGCACACUCGUCCUCAGACAUCACCUGUACGAUUGAUGGAGCGGUCGAUUCACAGUGCAAGAUAUGUUUUUGUAGAAAACCUGUAUAGAAGGUUGGGCCCCUGUGGCCCCGGGGUGCCCUACACUGACAGGCCUACCCUGAAGCUUGGGGGUCUGAUGUACCAUGAUGCCCAUCGAUGGGGCCUCACACUGCAGACGUACGUGCAGCUCACCAUGCUGGACCAGCACACUCGUCCUCAGCAUCUCACUUACCCAGCAUCGUCAGUGUGGGAGCGUUUCAGGACGUCCGAAGGAACAUGUGUUGCUGCUCUGGGCUGUCACACAGUGAUGCCCUUAGGAGGUGCUGAGGUGAUUGAGGCUGACCACAACAUGCAGAAAAUGUUAGAACUCUUUGAACAAAGCCGGGACCGAAUAUUAACUCCAGAGAAUUGGAAACAUGGUCCAUAGGAUGGGAAAGAUCAUGCCAGAAAAAUGCCUGCUGCUGCCACGUCAGCUAUUAGAAGCAAUUUGGAAAUAUCUACUUUCAGGAGGGUUUUUUAUCUAGCCAGACUUGUUUUCCUAAUGGUCUUUUCUCCCCUGCCAGUGUCUUCCGCUGGGUUACGGGAAAUGACAAAGGGACCAAUGGAUCUGUCCUGCUCUUCGGUGCUCCCAGCCUUGCGUGCCUCCUCUAGCCUCUCCUAGUGGCUUCCCACUGUUGGAUCCCUCUCAUUAAGGGAAAAGCCAUCUGAAACUAUGCUGGGAUCAUGGUCUCUAACCUUUCAGACCACCCAAAAGGGUGAGAGUGCCUUACAUCCCAGGGGAGAGGGUUGAAGCUCAGACUGAGGGGCUCCUUAGGGUUGUGCAGCCAGUGACAGUGGAAUUGGCAAAAUGCAGGCUUUUGGUGGCUCUAGAAUGUACUCCUGCCCCAGGUUGCCUCGUCCUCAGAACCCUGCCUUCCCCUGCUGGAGAGCCUCAUGUGUGUGGGGAGAGCCAGCAGGACAUGGAGCCAGUAUCAUCAUUUUCUCAUCAUUUGAGCAGUUCUCGGUGACAGUCAGCAUUUCUAGACUUUCACAGAAUUGUGCAGUUUGGCUUGAGCUCCGCAUUCAGUGGUUUCCCAGCGUGAGGCUUCUGUGGCAUUUACCACCCUGUCACCAGACGUCCACAUCUGUAGGAGAAUCACGCAUUGGCUCCUGCGUGGUGCUUGGUCUCCUUGGUGAUAAAGAUCCUUCUUGAGCUGCUGCCAGUUCCAUGUGAGGGGAGUGGCUUUUGGCAUCUGGCUGCCUAGCUCAGUGCCCAGCUGAGACAAGGGAUCACUAGCCCUGGCGUUUUAGGCUCCUCUACUCCCUGGCGGCCUUGUGUGAGGAGCUUCGGCCUUGGAACUACUGAGACUUUGUGGCCUGGCGGAAAAACACGAGUGGCCUUCAAUAAGUCUUUUUGAAAUGUUUUUUCCAUCCAAGGCAUCACCUUGGGCCAUAGAGCAUGAAACCAUCUUUAUUGGUUCAGAAAAUAUCUUAGUUUUGCUCAGCUGUGACAGUGCACAAUGGCUCAAGCAAGACAAAGCUGCCCCUUGAGUCAAGCAGGAAACAGGAGAAGGGAAGAACAUUCUCUUUUGGGGCAGUCUGGACGGAACGUUGGGACCUAGGAGCAGUAGCGCUCCUGAUGUUUAGGAGGUGGGUGGAGAAGAGCUUCAAGGAGACUGCAGCAAGCAUAGGGAAGAGUCAGGUGUGAGCUCUGGGGAAACGGCCCUCGGCCUCUCCCUAGCAGUGGUUGGUGUUAACAAAGGUUGGAAGGCCUUGUCCCAGCCUCUGUGUGAGUGUGGCACCUGUGCAUGCAACAUCCUGAUGCUACAUGGGCGACAGGUGCCCCUGGUGAUCCAGUCCUGGGGCGACUCCUAAGAGGGCAAGCCCUGUGGCUCCUGCUCCUUCCCAUCUGGACCAAUUCUUGGACCGUGUGGGUGGGACGGUCCCCCACCCAUCCCCAGCGGGGAUGUGUCUCAGCCCAAAUGUCAGUGAUUGACCAGAAGCCUGAGGGAGGCAAGAGCCUCUCUGACCAGGUACCUUGACAGUGGGGCCAUCUUUGGGAGUUUGUAAAUGAGUAGGCCAGUAUUUUUCCCACAGCUCAAUUUGAGUAUCUGUUUUGGAGGAAGUGUGAUAUAUAUAUUUUUUAAUCUUGCUCUGUGGUAGCCAGUAAACCUUUCACCCAAAACUUGAUGUUAACAUUGGAGUGUUUCCUACGUCACUGAUUUUAGCUCCCUACAGCAUCCUUGUGCCACUAGGAUGAUGUGUUUUUAUUUCUUAAACACCCAGCUUCCUAACAUGCAAUGUAUGGGUCCAAAAGAACCACUGUCUCCCACCCUGGCUUCAUGGAGAGAUGCUGUGUGCAGCUGCAGUCACUGGGGCUGGUUGCAGAAGUCUCCCAGCCCAGAGAUGUCCCAUGAAACAGAGGGAGCCCAGCUUGCACCAGGGUUGCUUUCCCUGUGCAUGUGGCAGCAGGGGUCAUAGAGCAGCUAUAAACUGUGGUGAGCCCGGGCACAAAAAGGGUAGAUGGCCCAUGGUAGGUAGGGGGCCUGGUUCUUAGAGCAGAGGGAGGCACUCCCCAGAGACUUGUGGGAAUGGCUGGGAAGAGCCUGGCAGGGGCUGGCAUCCCUGAAUUGCCAUGUUCCAGACCUGUUGGUAUCGCCCCAUUCUUACCCUGAGGCGUGUUUCUGUGGGGCAUGAAGUCAGACACACCUCAGCACACUGCUGCUGCUUUGACUCUUGCUAAUUGGAAGAAAAAAAAUCUUGAGCAGCAUAUACACUUUCUUUCAGUUAGCAUUUUUAGUGAAAUAAUUCCAGUUUACACUUAAGCUCUUUAAAUUUUACACAUAAAAUACAUGAUUAGAACCAUUCAGAAAUACUUCAUGUAUCUGCUGAUUUAAAAAGAACAAAAUACAAGUAUAUUUCUUUUACAUGUAAAACAAAAUAUGGAGAUAGGUGGUCUACUGCUGGUGUGGUGGCUCUUAGACCCCUGGGGUCCCAGGCUCUGUCUGCUUUUCUGUUCCCAGUGUGACUCCCUGCUUAGUGGCUUCCUCCCUUCAUGAGCCUCACCAUCCCCCAGGCGCUGGAGCUCGUACUUUGGCUAAUGUUGGCAUCAGGACAUACUGUGUCCCAUUCACACUUUAACUCAAAUAUGGAUGAUGACCUCUACAAGGCACAACUAAGACAGGCUGGAAGGUUCUAACAGGACUUUGCUAGAGGCCUUGGAGGUGGGGGAAAGGCCAGAGGGAAGUUGACACCCACAGGCUGGACCACACCAUCUGGCUUCAGCGCUGUGGUGCCCUCUGGGCUCCCCUGCCCCUCCCUUCUGUCCUCACAUCACAUCACCCUCACCACCUGUUACUGCAGUGUCCUCAGCUCGGCCUACAUCCCACGCUGGACCAACCCUGUGAGGGCAGAGACCACCUAUCCUGUGCACUCCCAGCUUAUUUUUACCUGUUUCUCUUCCUGCCCCCUUUGAUUUUGACCUGAGCCCCUCACCUAGAUGAGAAGUGCCCCUCUGCCUGGGGAACACAUUAGUCAGAGACCCUUCCUGGGACUCCCUCUGUCAGACCUGGGGAAGGACUGAGGUAUAUACACCUCUGAGUGUUUCCAAAGCCUGUCUGUCCGUGGGUACUGUUGAAUAUACACUACCUCAUUUCCCUAGUGCCCCGAGCCCCCUUCAAAUGCUCACAUGUCUGUGGAAUGAGUAACACUCGGCCCUUUGGCUUAUGCACCCUGCAGGGUUACAGUUAUUAAAGUAAUUGACAAGCUUUUGGAAAUGUUGGCCUCCAUUGUUGAGACUCUGAUACUGAUAAUGCCUUGCCUGGGGCCUCUGGAGGCUUUGGCAGCGCAUUACUCAGCCAAGGCCCCAGGGUCACUGGCACAGGCUUGCUUUGCCAGGUAACUGCAACCCUGCAGCUCCCCUAAGGCUGCAGUGAACCCUGUGUUCCUUUAGUAUACGUAAGAUGGUGAGCCUGGCAAAAACUGUGAUUAAACAGAAGUAAGACAAAGCCAAUCUUGCGGAAACCAGAAUGGGUAUUGGCAUUUACUGCUGUCAUCUUGAAUUCCUGCAUUUCUUGGCUUUUUCUUAAGACUUGGGUCCAUGGAACACAGGUGUCCUCAGAGAUAAUAAUAGGUGUUUUGAGAAAAGGGUUCUGUAGCCCAGGGAAUUUGGGUAACACCCUAAGGAUACAUUAGCCUGGUUAACCUCAAGAAGUUCUGUGAUAAAAACACCCUUUAAAUGUCGGUUAAGCCAGGGACUCUCAUAAACCAGUGGAAACCCUCAUUUGGGAAUACCAGUUAUCAAUCUCAGAAGUGGUCACGUUCCCUGAAAACACACAUUGAGAAGCACUGUUUUAGAGGAUCAGCAGCCGCUGAUGACUUUUGUGCCCUUUGGGAUUCUCUUGCUCACGGUUCUCUAACCUAAGAGCAUCUGAAUCUUCUGGGGGGGGUGGCUGUUAAAACAGAUUCUUGAACCUACCCUCAGAGUUUCUAAUUCAGCAGGUCUGGGAUGGGCCUAAGAAUUUGUUUUGUACAACUUCCCAGGUGAUGAUGAGGCUGUUGGUCUAGGGAUCACCCUUUGAGAACCAUUUCUUGAGAUUUAUGCUUUCUAGAAUUGGACAUCCAGGAGUUCAGAGAAACCUUGGCAUGUUGUUGAACUUCUUAUGAGUGCUGGUUAUCUUAUCUGUCAGAUGGGAGCAUUGCUCACUUGUCAGAGCUGUGAGAAUAACCUGGCAUUUGGAAGGGUCCCAGACCAGGGUCUGGUAUGCAGCAAUGCCAGUCCAUAAAUGUUAGUUCAGCUGGUAUGCCCAGGAAACUGGGUCAUGGUGCAGCUGGUGGACUUGGUAUUGGCGGUGACCACAGUAACUUCCCGUCACGGUGGCAUGGAUGCACACUCUUACCAGUUAAUCUCGACUGACCUUAUAGAUCAUAGGCCUGACUGUGGCUGACCCUCUGGACUCUACCUCUGAAAAGUGCAUCAUGGCCUUUCUAAGAAUAACAGGGCAUGGGGCAUGCAGUUGGCCUUUCUUUUCUUUUUCAAAAUGUUUCCAUUUCUUAUGGGAACUCUGGAUCUGCACCUGGUGGUCUUUCAUGAGAGGGAGGGCUGGGAGAGACACAGGAUGGGAAAGAACUGAUGCCUCUUGUUUUCUAAGGCCCUGGAUUUCCUUACACACAAAACUAAUGUUCUCUAGUCUCUCAUUUCUUGGCAGACCUCCUUCGGCAUGGGUCCAGGUGACCUCUCACCUGCCCUUUCCCUAGCACACAGAGCAGAUGCAUUUGUAGCCAGAUCUUGGAGGCUCUAGGCUUAUUUUAGGAAGUACCCAGAGAAAUGAGCAGUGACCAAUUCCUAAGUGUUAAAUGUAUCUUACCUUGUGGAAGCUGCUUGGCUUUGUGUGUGAGGCUUGGACUUUGGGGUCAGAACAUGGGCUGGGAUCCCAGUUUCCCUGGUUAGUGGUGGUGAGACCUUGAGCAGGUCCCUUCACUUCUCUGGUCUGUUUCUUCCUCCCCGGGACACUGUGGUUCUGUUUCCUCCUUCACAAGGAGAGAGGCUCACAGACUAGGAAGGGGAUAGUUUAAUGAAUUAGGAACAUAGAGAGGGUCUAGAGCAGUGCCUGGCUAUUUCCUGCUCCUUCAAACCCCCUCCACCUCGUUGCUGCAGGGCGACCAGACUCCCUCGCACGUUCCUGGAGGGGAACGCUGUUGUCAGUCUGCUCCAAGCCAGGGUGGUAGAGAGCCUGCAUUUUCAUUUUUAGAGCAUUUGAAGAGCAUGCAUGUUUCUACAGCUGGGUUAUGGGGGAAAUACUAUUUCAGCAUCCUUGCCAGCCAUUUGCUCACGAGUCCCCAGGUAAUAUGUAAGUAGGCCUCUAUUUCUCUCCAUCUCCUGACAACAUUUCCCAUGCAUUAGCCCCAGGCUAGGCUCUGCUGGGUGCCAGGACCACCCUGGUGAGCAGGACAGACAUGGACCCUCCAUGCAGGAAGCAUGAAGUUUAGCUCCUUAUAGCUGCCCCACCCUGAAAUAUCCCUGAGAAAACCCCACACCAAAGCAGGAGGGCGCCAGCAGCCUUAGCACUCCCUUCUCCUGGGAUAAAGAAUGAACUCCAAUACAGCAAUACAUCCCAGAGAAUCAGUGGUUAAAAAAAAAAACUAACAGUAAGAUUUCAGUGAGGUAGCAGGAUACAAAAUUCACAUACAUAAACAGGUUUUAAUAGUGCCCAAAUCCUGUUUACAAUGGUAACAAGACAAAAUACUUCAAAGUAAAUUUAACAAGAAAUGUAUGUGCAAAACUAUACAAGAAAAAUGUUAAAACACUCCUGAAAGACAUGGAAUAAGACCUGAACAAAUAUGAAGACAUCCCAUUCUUGACUAGGAUGACUCAACUUUAAAAAGAUAUCAGUUCUCUCUAAGUUAAAUGACAAAUUUAAUACAAUCCCAGUAGAAACAUCACAGCCGGCUUUAUGAAGUUAGGCACAUUAUGCUGAAGUUCAUAUAGGAAAAUAAACAUGCAGGAAUAACCAGGAAACCCCUGAAAAAGAAUAACUACAA
Messenger RNA from Manis javanica (Malayan pangolin), 7081 nucleotides. The record is from RefSeq and is a predicted model, not a curated record. Lineage: Eukaryota; Metazoa; Chordata; Mammalia; Pholidota; Manidae.